Molecule: messenger RNA, 1801 nt
Organism: Folsomia candida
Lineage: Eukaryota; Metazoa; Arthropoda; Collembola; Entomobryomorpha; Isotomidae
Product: palmitoyltransferase erf2
Exons: 6
Coding region: 333-1391 (352 amino acids)
Biological process (GO): peptidyl-L-cysteine S-palmitoylation; protein targeting to membrane
Cellular component (GO): endoplasmic reticulum; Golgi apparatus
Molecular function (GO): protein-cysteine S-palmitoyltransferase activity
Source: RefSeq, a predicted model, not a curated record
UAGUGUUUGCUCACUUUCUCCUCAUCUUUUGUGUUCCGGGUGAAACUUCCGAUUCAAAAUUUGAUCCAUUUUCCUAAAGUUAGCAAUAAUUUUCAGAUAAGUGAUAUUGUAACAUAGGAGUCCAGUGUCUAUCUGAGUGGGAUUCGUGGAUAUUUGAUAUUGGGUAUCAAGAAGUGAAAGCAGACUGGAUUAAAAAUCCCAGCAGGAAUACUUAAGAGAGUCUGUUGGAUUGGAAUUUGGAAUCGAGCAGUUUGAUCAAGUUUGUCAGGGAGUCGCUAAAAUAAAUGCUGCUAUAAUUUAAAGGUGAUCAGAGUUUGGUCGUCAGCCCCACCAUGUUUCACCUUACCAGGUUUCGUAACCCCAUUCCACACUUUGUCAAAGUUUGGAGAACGAGACCUGCUGAAGCUGCGUCAUUUUCAUUGAUUAUAUUUUUGGCAGUCCUCGUCUACUAUUAUGGGACGUUUAUUAUUCUCCCAGAGAUCUUGGAAGGGCAUCAUCUUAUAAUCAAGAUUGCCUUAAACUUUCUCCUUCCCAACUGGAUUUUCUUUGCCGUGCUUUCCAAUAUGAUCUUAAUUCAAGUACGAGACUCGUCAAUAAGGAACAAAUUCCUGGCUCAACCAGUGUUGAAACCUCCUCCACCUUCCGUAGCAACUAUUAACGGAGAUGCUGGAGAUACCGCACAAGCCUACGACAAGGACCAUGAACUAAAAGAGCGGACAAAAUACAUCGGACAACAUUUUGUGGCAACACCUUUUCAGGACGAUCAAAUAUGGCACAUUUGCGCAGCUUGCGAAAUUUUUGUUCCUCCGAGAACUUGGCACUGUCAUUCUUGCAAUACUUGCAUUUUGCGAAGAGAUCAUCAUUGCAUCAUAACCAUGGGCUGCAUCGGCGAAGAAAAUCAUUGUAAUUUCAUCGGAAUGCUAUUUUAUGUAGCUCUUGGAACCUCACUCGCAAGCACUUUCUCGCUCAUAUAUCACGUUUACUUUGUUGAGGUCGUCUGGUGGAUGUUCCUGCUCAAAUGCUUCGUUCCUUACUUCACAAUUUUUUAUGAUCCCAGCGCUCUGAAUAUAUUAUCCGGAAUUACACUUGUUGGCCAAUGGCCGGCAUGGGGCAUGUUUUCAUACUACCUGUAUCUUGCACUUCGAGGACAAACGUCUGCGGAUUUUUCAAGAGGAAUUCGCCGAGCGCCAGCAGGUUCAAAGACUUUCAGCUUCCAAAAUAUGAAAAUGUUGCUUGGACCAAAUCCACUUCUCCGGAUAUUGUGGCCUUAUCAUCAAGUGAUUAUCCAGUCAAUCGAUGAGCAACAUGACCAAACAGAUCGUAAAGGAUUUUUACGGGAAAAUGCUGGAUGUCUGAGAUCGACGAAAAAAUCAGUUGUGCAUAAUUUGUAAACGAACUUACCUACAUACUUUGUAAUAAUAAUAGACAGUAAUAGUACAGCAUAUUGAACAAUGAAUAGUCAAAAUGUAAACCAUAUGAUGUCAGUAUUGCCAACGUAAAACAAUAUAUUAAGAACCAAUGCAAUUUUGUAAACGGUAUGUCAUACAUAUUUAUUUAAUAAAAUAGUCAUUUUUUAUACGACGAUUUUUAUCUUAUGUGAUAAAACUUUAAUAAAUUAUGAUAAUAGUUUAUAAUUUGGUUAAGUUUUGGAGUAACAAAUAGUAAUUUAUAUGUAUAGAUGGCAUAAUUUAAGCGUUUCGUCUUUGUUAACAUAUAACAUUUAUGUAUAUUAUAUAAGGUAACAAUUAAGCCCUUCUCCGACCUCUAAAAUUUGUGACCAUACUUAAAUAUACAAAAAUCG